AACAUACCGGGUUUAGUUACAAUAGCUUAGCAGCUACAACAACAGCACCAAAACUCUGGUUUUAUUAUGUUUUCUGUUUGCGUGUUGUCGUAUCGUCAUUAAAGAUGUCGCGCCGGGAACCUUUCGCCUCUCCACGGUUUGAAAACGGCUUCACCCUCAGCGGCUUCAGACCGCAGCAGAGAAAAACAUACAAUAAACCAACACACAUCGCCCAGACAGAGGAACCCUGGAGUCACCUCCAUGAUGCAGCCACUUUGGCCAGCACCCGACGGAGCGUGAUGCAUUAUGAGCACCAGGCUCCAAAUGACAGCCUCGACUUCCAUCUUAAGUCGGUCCACGAUCAAAGCAAGGACUUCCUCAGGAAUAAGAGCCAGAUUUUAUACCAGAAAGAGACUGUCCAGGACCACAGGAAACAGGAAAAAAUAAAUCAGGACAUGCUAGAAAAGGAACAAGAGAAAGAAAUCAGAGUGUGGGUUGACCCACAGAGGCGCUCCAUCUACAGCAUCAAGUGAGGCAUCUGGCUUUGUCUGGAGCAAAGUGUGUCCCAAAUACCAAUACAAUGCUCUACUUUUCCUCCACAAGCAUUUUCAAACAAGGGCAUCAGCAGGGAGAACGAUGGCAGCUUCUAUUCUACAUGAAGCUUCCACUACCACUGUCUCCAACCGCUGCCAACAUCAACAAAUAAAGAAGUUCUUUCAGUA
Messenger RNA from Seriola dumerili (greater amberjack), 701 nucleotides. It is a transcript of the gene cfap276, whose product is annotated as chromosome unknown C1orf194 homolog. NCBI's taxonomy places the organism in Eukaryota, Metazoa, Chordata, Actinopteri, Carangiformes, Carangidae. The transcript has 4 exons. The record is from RefSeq and is a predicted model, not a curated record. The coding region runs from base 105 to 512 and encodes 135 amino acids.